CUACUGCUAGGCUAGGGCCAGGCUGGGGGCUGCUGAUCUGGAUCACUUUCUACAUGGGUCUAAAGACUAGAGUGUAGACUACUACAAUAUUUAAUGUUUCAACUACUCUGACAUAUAAUUAAAUUAUCUAGCAGUAGUAAGGCGUCUUCUCCUAUAUUAUUGUUAUACCAAUAUGAGGAUCUGUUUAUAGAUCUACGAAAAUUUAGCGAAGAUUGGGUGCUGAAACGUACAAUUAAGAAUUGAGAUGGAGAAUGGAACAGAUCGGAUGGAGACUGUGCUCCAGGAUGUGAAAGAGAAGUCAGAUUUGGCAGAGAACUCUGAGACAGAAAUGGAACUGGAGGAAGCACUGGAAGAGUUUAGCAAUGCCAUUGAUAGUUCUAUUGAAAUGCUAACGGAAAUUCCAGAGCAUGAAGAUGAAGCUUUUAAAGCUGUCCGAUUCAAUGACCUCACAAUGAUAGUGAGACGCUUGAACGAAGGGUUCCAUGUAAAUUCUCCACAUGUUGAACAUGAUGGAGAUAAAGUUUUCACAGUCAAGGACUGGACGAGAAUGGUCCGUCAGCUCAGACUGAAGGAAUACACACUUCUUCACGUUGCUGUGAUUCAUAGUGAAAUAAAGGUGAUAAGGUUCCUGCUGUCUCGUGGCGCCAACGUCAACGCUGUUGAUGUCAAUCUCAUUAGCCCGCUUGCCCUUGCUGCAGCCAUCCAAAGACCUAUUGUUGUCAAGUUGCUCCUAAAACAUGGUGCUGACCCUAACAUACAGAGUGUAAGUGGCCGCACACCUUUGAUUCAGGCUGUCGGCAACAACAAUUUUGACAUUGUGGAGCAACUGGUAAAAGCAGGAGCUGACCUUGACCUUGCAGAUACAAAGGGCACGACCCCACUGUUCACUUGUUUCACCAUUACUCGAGACUUUGACGAUCGUAUUACACAGGCGCUGAUCAAAGGUGGUUGCCAGAUUGACUACCAGAACAAGCAGGGAGCCACGCCACUCAUGAUGGCGGCGGGUCUGGGCAGGAAAGAUAUAGCGGAAAUGUUGCUGCAGGCAGGGGCUGACAUAAAUCACACAGACAAGGCAGGAAAAAAUGUAUUUCAUAUGGCCCAAGGACAAAAGACGGCCCUUUUCUUAAUAAAUCAUGGAGCAUCUUCUGAUACGCGAGAUAAGAAUGGUAAACGACCCCUGGACCACGCAGCAAGGGUCGGCCACAUACCUAUGCUGCGACUCCUGCUUAGCUCAGAUUGUGAAAGAUCAACCACCAUCCUGGAUGUCCCGCGUGUGGAGCAGGCUCGCUGUCAGGUUCCUGUGUUCAACGUGUGGCUUCAGCAUGAACUCGGCAACCCCCGCGAUCUGAAGCGCUUGUGUCGACAGACAAUCCGCAGUGCCAUGAGUCCCCUGAACACAAAGUAUAUCAACUCUCUGCCUCUCCCGCAACUGCUGAAAGACUUUUUGUUGGCCAAGCGCAUUGACUUAUCAUUCUAGAUCUGUUGUGAAGGAGAGAUGUCACUGCUAUGAUGAUCAUAAAGAUCAUAAUAACACGGAUGGGUUACCUGUGGGGUGAAAUAUUUCCACUGGAAGUGUGUGCACAAGGGCUUUGCUUUACAACAGAAGUUACCUCACUGUCAGUGUCUUUUUAUAGGUUUAACUCCCUUUCAAUUCUUUAAGCUUAUCUAAAAGGCGGGACCUUUGAAUUUAAUAUCCAUAUCCCACAGGACCAAGUUAAAUGGGUGAAGAGCCUUAAAAACUCGCCAAAUCCCCCAAAUAGUUCAGAGCAUCCCUUUGGGGAUUCAAACCUAGGCCGUCUGCUUUGUAUUCCAGCAUGGUACAAACUGAGCCAAGGACUCCUCCAGCCUCACUUUACCCAUACUAAUUCAUCAAUGACAAAAAAAAACAGUCUCCUCCACCGUCCCCAUCAGUUUCCUAGGAGCUUGAUCUAAAGACAAGAUUUAUUACUUUGAAAGAAGUCACUGUGUGGGGAUUUGGGAAUGGGCAACCCUCCCCCCCCCCCACCUCAAUUUUAGGGGUCAACGAAGUGAGGUAACAGCCUAUUAUUGUCUAAAGUGGAGCUCUCCCCUCGCUGCACACUAUGUGGUGAUCAGGUUAACUUUCAUUCAUCAAUUGUCACAGCUGGAGUAGCGUAUGACAUUGAAGUUCUCUAAAGACUUUAGGAGACUGCAAAAUCUGUUGGUUUCUCAAAGACAUGUCUCUUCAAGUGUUAUGCGCCUCAGCUGUCUUUUUGCCCGUUAUUGGGUGAACAGGUCUUUCACUGGUAUACCUUUUCUAUGAUAAUAUGUUGCUUUUGUACGUUUCAAUUCGCUUCUGAAGUUUUCUUAAUCUUGCAAAAUACGUGGUAAGAAUUCAGCGAUUUAAGAAUAAGUAUUAAAGCUGUAGCAUUCAGCUUUUCUUUUGUCGCAUAUUUGUGAUAAAGCAGUUGUUUGUUGCUAUUGACUUCAUAAUAAAGAUGAAGUGAUAUGAUGUUAAA
Aplysia californica (California sea hare) is the source of this 2477-nucleotide messenger RNA. RefSeq names its product ankyrin repeat domain-containing protein 65. Gene Ontology annotation, molecular function: protein binding. Bases 245 to 1477 code for a protein of 410 amino acids. Gene Ontology annotation, biological process: intracellular signal transduction. The record is from RefSeq and is a predicted model, not a curated record. Lineage: Eukaryota; Metazoa; Mollusca; Gastropoda; Aplysiida; Aplysiidae. The transcript has 8 exons.